Messenger RNA from Cooperia oncophora, 501 nucleotides. The record is from the annotation of a GenBank genome assembly. NCBI's taxonomy places the organism in Eukaryota, Metazoa, Nematoda, Chromadorea, Rhabditida, Trichostrongylidae.
AUGCCGGGAUCCUACGGGGAGGAAGAACUGCUCCUGAGAGAUGGUGGAACAAUGGUUCCACCGCUUGUUCUUCGCCCACUUAUACGAUCAGAUGUGCCUGCAAUUGAGGCGCUUUGUGCCGCUUCGUUCCCGAUUCAGUAUCCGGCAUGCUGGUUUGAAGAAGUGGUCGGUGGAGAAUUGAUUAGCGUUGGAUUAUUCGACGAUAAACAAUUGGUAGCGAUGAUGGUUUCAGAAAUGAAGACGAUUUUACAUUGUAACCCAGAGGAUCGUGAUAUCGUGGCAGAUAGUGGGGCUCAUGUGGUUUAUAUGUUGAGUUUGGCUGUAGCUCAUCCUUAUCGGAGGUUAGGUCUUGCAUCAAGACUCCUCAGACAUUUAUUGGAUUCGGUUGUGGACAAUUCCCCGUACCCGAAGGCUGUAUUUUUACAUGUUUUGUCGACUAAUUUACCCGCAAUAAAAUUCUACAAAUCACAUGGAUUCGUUCAUCACACUACCUUGUUGUGA